UUUUGUGGUCGAAACCAUGAUUGCCAGGAGCAAAUUUUUGUCGUGCACGGUGUGUUAUUAAAGUCGGAGCUACGCUGCUAGUGAAUGAAAAGUUAAAAACCCUCAUUAAGGCUAGGCUGUAAAACAGGCCGAGAGGCCAAGACGACCCUAACACCCUAACGGCGCAGCCCCUGCUGCUCGGCCAGCUGCCCUCGCCCCGAGAUGGCCCUGUGGGUUCCUGGAGCCAGGAGGGUCUUCAGGGGUCCACAUGGAGGAAGAGGGGAAGGAAGGGCCGCAGGGCUGAAACACAAAUAGUAUACUCGAAGUUGUCUUCGGCGAAAGCAAAAACAACAGCCAAGCCUUUAUUGAGCGUUGACUUCACAGCGGACACAGUGUUCACCGCUUGAUAAAUACAUCACCCCCUUUACGCCUCCCGGCAAUCCAAUGAGGGAUGGGAGUAUAAACAGAAUUUUGCGUAAGAAGAGACUUCAGCUUGCCCCAGGCUUCCCAAGAUCUCAUCUUAACUGAGGGGGCGGAAGGAUGCCCCACACCAAUGUGCCACCCUGCUUUCUACCAGCACAGAUGUUGAAAAAAGAGGAGAUAUGCCAGACUGUUUUCGGUGCUUUUGUCUGAGCAGAGGAAUGCAGUUUCAGAUCUGUGCGGCUACUAAAGAACGACCCAGUUAACUUCCAGAAGUUCCCCUACACUAAUGAGGAUGAGGCCUGGAAGACCUACCUGGAAAACCCCUUGACAGCCGCCACGAAGGCCAUGAUGAGAGUCAACGGAGAUGAUGACGGCGUUGCGGCCCUGAGCUUCCUCUACGAUUACUACAUGGGCCCCAAGGAGAAGCGGAUACUGUCCUCUAGCACUGGGGGCCGGAACGACCAAGGAAAGAGGUACUACCAUGGCAUGGAAUAUGAGACGGACCUCGCCCCCCUUGAAAGUCCCACACACCUCAUGAAAUUCUUGACAGAGAGCGUGUCUGGAACCCCAGAGUACCCAGAUGUGCUCAAGAAGAAUAACCUAAUGAGCUUGGAGGGGGUUGUGCCCACCCCAGGCAAGGCAGCCCUCCUCCCGCCAGGCCCCAGCAAGCUGGAAGCUGGCUCUGUGGACAGCUAUCUGCUUCCCACCAAUGAUGUGUAUGAUAACGGCUCCCUCAACUCCUUGUUUGAGAGCAUUCAUGCAGUGCCUCCCACACAGCGCUGGCAGCCUGACAGCACCUUCAAAGAUGACCCACAGGAGUCACUGCUCUUCCCAGAUAUCCUGAAAACGUCCCCAGAACCCACGUGUCCAGAGGACUAUCUGAGCCCCAAAAGUGACUUUGAGUACACUCUGGGCUCCCCCAAAGCCAUCCACAUCAAAUCGGGCGAGUCGCCCAUGGCUUACCUCAACAAGGGCCAGUUCUACCCUGUCACCCUGCGGACCCCAGCAGGUGGCAAAGGCCUUGCCUUGUCCUCCAACAAAGUCAAGAGUGUGGUGAUGGUUGUCUUCGACAAUGAGAAGGUCCCAGUGGAGCAGCUGCGGUUCUGGAAGCACUGGCAUUCCCGGCAACCCACUGCCAAGCAGCGGGUGAUCGACGUGGCUGACUGCAAAGAAAACUUCAACACUGUGCAACACAUUGAAGAGGUGGCCUAUAACGCAUUGUCCUUUGUGUGGAAUGUCAAUGAGGAGGCCAAGGUGUUCAUCGGCAUCAACUGCCUCAGUACAGACUUCUCCUCGCAGAAGGGGGUGAAGGGUGUCCCCCUGAACCUGCAGAUUGACACCUAUGACUGUGGCUCAGGCACUGAGCGCCUGGUACACCGUGCUGUCUGCCAGAUCAAGAUCUUUUGUGACAAGGGAGCAGAAAGGAAGAUGCGGGAUGACGAGCGGAAGCAGUUUCGGAGGAAGGUCAAGUGCCCCGACUCCAGCACCAGUGGCAUCAAGGGCUCCCUGCUAUCCGGCUUUAGGGGCAAUGAGACCACCUACCUGCGGCCUGAGACAGACCUGGAGACCCCACCGGUGCUGUUCAUCCCCAAUGUGCACUUCUCCAGCCUGCAGCGCCCUGGAGGGGCAGUGCUCUCAGCAGGACACAGCAGCUCCAACAGGCUGCCUCUGAAGCGCACCUGCUCGCCCUUCACGGAGGAGUUUGAGCCUCUGCCCUCCAAACAGGCCAAGGAAGAUGAUCUGCAGAGAGUUUUGUUGUACGUGCGGCGGGAGACUGAGGAGGUGUUUGACGCCCUCAUGUUGAAGACCCCGGACCUGAAGGGGCUGAGGAAUGCGAUCUCUGAGAAGUAUGGGUUCCCGGAAGAGAACAUUUACAAAGUCUAUAAGAAAUGCAAGCGGGGAAUCUUGGUCAACAUGGACAACAACAUCAUCCAGCAUUACAGCAACCAUGUCGCCUUCCUGCUGGACGUGGGGGAGCUGGACGGCAAGGUUCAGAUCAUCCUCCAGGAGCUGUAGAGCCUGAGCACUGACACCCUCAGUCCUCUUGAAGUAGGCACCAGCCAGGAGCCAGCUGGGAAGGGGCCCCACGCCACACACAACCUCUCCUCAUGCCUCAGUGCUGUUACUUGAAUGCCUUCCCUGAAGGAAGAGGCCCUCGAGUCACAAACCCUGACAUCAAGGCCAGGAAGGGGCCUGGGAGGUGUCCUGAUCUGAACCCCCAUUAUGCUUGAAUCUACUCUCUAAACUUCCUGCCAGAGCCUGCCCAUCCAGAGACAGUGCCAUCUUGGUUAACAUGCCCAACAGACCAUUUCCGCCUCAAGUGACCCUUCUCUGCAGCCGAUCUCCUGCAGGCAGCCGGUCCAGGAGGGGGAAGUGGACCUGCGUCCCCAGGUGGACUUGACUCUUCACCCUAUUCUUGAUGCUUCCAUCCACUUCAGACCAAGGAUUUCUCACCCUUUGGUCAGUUAGUUAACUUGAAAACUCUUGAUUUUCAGUGCAAAUGACUUUUAAAAGACAGUCAUGGAGACACUCUCCUCACAGACUUCCCCAGUGCAGGAUGGGAAUCAGAGCGAUCGACGGGAACAAAGUGGCCUCUGUGUGAAAAGACUACCACGCCUGCUCACUGUUACAUACAUUUCUUAUUUACAAUUUUCAUUUAUGUUAUAUAUAUAUAAGUAUAUAUUGUAUAUAUAUAUGCAACAUUUUAUAUUUUUCAUGGAUACAUUUUUAUCAUUUCAAAAAAUGUGUAUUUCACAUUUCUUGGACUUUUUUUAGCUGUUAUUCAGUUAUACAUUUUGUAUACUCAUAUGGUAUUUAGUAAUAAAUUCUACUUAUGGAUUGCUUCAAAU
This is a messenger RNA of Vicugna pacos (alpaca), 3251 nucleotides long. NCBI's taxonomy places the organism in Eukaryota, Metazoa, Chordata, Mammalia, Artiodactyla, Camelidae. The record is from RefSeq and is a predicted model, not a curated record.